Messenger RNA from Parathielavia appendiculata, 1978 nucleotides. Its product is annotated as PCI-domain-containing protein. The transcript has 2 exons. Bases 75 to 1565 code for a protein of 496 amino acids. NCBI's taxonomy places the organism in Eukaryota, Fungi, Ascomycota, Sordariomycetes, Sordariales, Chaetomiaceae. Gene Ontology annotation, cellular component: COP9 signalosome. Gene Ontology annotation, biological process: protein deneddylation. The record is from RefSeq and is a predicted model, not a curated record.
UCAAUCCUCCAUUCUGGACUGCAGUUACCGCUUUCUGACACAGUACAUAAAGAUCUUCUUAUCAUUCGGUCAUUAUGUCGGACGACGACUUUAUGCAGGACUCUGACGAGGAAUACGACUUCGAGUACGAAGACGAGGAGGAAGAGGACAGCGGCGAUGUCGACAUCGAGAACAAGUACUACAAUGCGAAGCAAACCAAGACAUCAGACCCUCAAGAGGCGGUGGGCGAGUUCCUAGCCAUACCAGCGUUGGAGCCAGAAAAAGGAGAAUGGGGGUUCAAAGCCCUGAAGCAAGCCAUCAAGCUCGAGUUCAAUCUUCAGCGAUAUGAAAAGGCCAUCGAACAUUAUCGAGAACUCCUGACUUAUGUGAAGUCGGCGGUAACCAGGAACUAUUCGGAGAAGUCGAUCGACAAUAUGCUCAACUUCAUCGAGAAGGGCGCCGACAACCCCGCGGCAGUCCAAUGCAUUGAGCAGUUCUACUCCCUCACUCUACAAUGCUUCCAAAGCACCAACAACGAACGUCUUUGGCUCAAGACGAACAUCAAGCUCGCCAAGCUGCUCCUUGACCGAAGAGACUACCAUGCCGUUGGCCGGAAGCUCAGGGAGCUCCACAAGGUCUGCCAGAAGGAGGACGGUAGCGACGAACCGAGCAAGGGUACCUACUCGCUCGAAAUUUAUGCCCUCGAAAUUCAGAUGUACUCCGAGACACGGAACAACAACCAGCUCAAGGCACUGUACCAGAAGGCGCUCAAAGUCCGCUCGGCAGUGCCGCAUCCCAAGAUUCAGGGCGUGAUCCGCGAGUGCGGCGGCAAGAUGCACAUGAGCGAGGAGAACUGGAACUCGGCGCAGAUCGACUUCUUCGAGGCCUUCCGAAACUACGACGAGGCCGGCGACCUGCGGCGCAUCCAGGUGCUGAAGUACCUGCUUCUGGUCACCAUGCUCAUGAAGUCGGACAUCAAUCCCUUUGACAGCCAAGAGACCAAGCCCUACAAGAACGACCCCCGCAUCGCCGCCAUGACGGAACUCGUCGAUGCCUACCAGCGGGACGACAUCUACAAAUACGAGGAGGUCCUCCAAAAGAACACGGACCUUCUCGCCGACCCCUUCAUCGCCGAGAACAUCGACGAGGUGACGCGCAACAUGCGCACCAAGGGCGUGCUCAAGCUGAUUGCGCCCUAUACUCGCAUGCGCCUAUCGUGGAUUGCUGAGCGGCUGCGCAUCAGCGAGCCCGAGGCCCAGGACAUCGUCAGCUAUCUAAUCGUGGACGGCCGCGUACACGGCCGCAUCGAUGAGCACAACGGCACCGUUGAGAUCCAAUCUCGGGGCGAUGCCGAGCGGGCUAAGGCGAUCGAGUGUAUGGCUUCCGCGGUCGGGGGUCUGUACACGGCGAUUUUCAAGGAUGCGGAUGGAUUCCGCAUGUCUGUUGCGGAUAUGGCCAGUGGCGGAUUCUCGGAUUCGACAGGGGACUUUGGCGGCCCGGAUAGGGAUCGGCCUCGGGCUGGGAGACUCGGCCGGGGAACGCGCCGGGGAGGGAUGAAGAACCUGCUCGCCACGGCGGGACACUGAGGCGGAUGCCGGGCCGAGGGAGGCCCUUUCUCGGUUGGUACCAACGGGCGGCUACACAGUAAUGAUGAGUAUCACGAGGUUUACGUGUCCGCCGGAUGCAUUAGUGGAAUGAAAUGAUGACAAUAUGGAUCGAAUCAGGGGACGUCAGUGCCAGGGAUUAGUGAAACUGGGGACACUGGCCGGAGAUGGUAUGGUAGACAGAGUUGCACAGAUGAAAGGAGAGACGUAAGAGUCAACAACAUCAUACUUCGACUGGUUCACCCAGCACGGCGACAUUUGAUCCAUCACACUGUGCCAGGCAAGAGUGUCGGUACCAUGCCUAACACACCUCAAUGCCACAGUCCACCUUAAGCAUGAUGCAGGGAGUGCUGAGGCAGAUCCCUCAACAAUAAAACUAAACUGAACGAAAUUCU